AUUCUCUGACUUUUAGCUUUCUGAACUGUUCUUCAAUGCAUUUUCAAAGAUCGAUCACAGUUUGUGUUUUACUCAAAUACACUCUUGCAUGCAUACCUACACAGCAAGUGGAUUCAAAUUCUCCUGGUGGAACAGGUGGAACAGGUGGAACAGGUGGAAAUGGGGUCACCACAACUUCAGCGUUAAGCACAACAACAGCUUCCACUACCACCACCACUACAACCAUUGCUACAACUACCACGACAGUUACUGAAGAACCAUUUCCAUGCACCGUUUGCCAGAAAGCUUAUGAUACAAGUUGCAAAGGGUUUGGUAUUCCAAAUUUGUUACAAUGGUGUCCCACAGCUGCAGAACUUGGAAUUAAAUACAUUGUUGGCUUGCUCCCCCUUUUCCCUUUUUUACCGUCAGAUACUUGCUCCACAGUAGUAAUCUGUCCAUUGGGGACUACUGUUUUCUACUCAUUUCUAGGCCUCGAGACUCCAGGGGUUUCCCCAAUUAUUGCUUGGUGCAAACAGUCAGGGCCGGAUGCUGGAAAUUGGUUCACAGGGACUGAAUUUUUAAAGUUUCAAUUGGUUUCUUUAGUCUGUCGCCCAAUUAUAAGUGGUUAAAUAAGUUUACGACUAAUAUUGAAUUCCUUAGAUUUCACUUAUUUUAGUGCUGAUAAUAAUUAACUUUUGAAUAAAUUGUUUUCAAUACAGGAGAAA
Caenorhabditis elegans is the source of this 704-nucleotide messenger RNA. RefSeq names its product DUF282 domain-containing protein (gene T13C5.9). The record is from RefSeq and is marked reviewed. NCBI's taxonomy places the organism in Eukaryota, Metazoa, Nematoda, Chromadorea, Rhabditida, Rhabditidae. The transcript has 4 exons. Bases 36 to 608 code for a protein of 190 amino acids.